Papaver somniferum (opium poppy) is the source of this 687-nucleotide messenger RNA. RefSeq lists its product as uncharacterized. The transcript is spliced from 2 exons. Bases 1 to 687 code for a protein of 228 amino acids. NCBI's taxonomy places the organism in Eukaryota, Viridiplantae, Streptophyta, Magnoliopsida, Ranunculales, Papaveraceae. The record is from RefSeq and is a predicted model, not a curated record.
AUGAAUUUAAUUUGGAAUGGUGAUUGGGAAGUUGAAUCACAAGAGCUUAAAUUGAGAAAAUGGGAACCAAAUUUCAACCCAGAAUCUCAAAGAACUUCUAUGGCUUAUGUUUGGGUACAACUUCCUGGUUUAAGCAUUCAAUACUGGAAGGAUAAGAUUUUAAUGAAUAUUGGAAAGGCUUUGGGAAGGCCAAUAAAGUUUGAUGAAACAACUUUUAAGAAGGAAGCAGGUUAUUAUGCUAAUAUACUGGUGGAAAUGGAUUUAGCAAAGGAAAUUCCUAGCAAGAUCAAUGUUACAUCUAAGUAUGGUACUUUUGAUCAACUAAUUAAUAUACCAAAUAUGCCAAAGUUUUGUUACAAUAGCAAGAUAGUAGGUCAUCACACAACAGAAUGCAGAAGUAAAAAGACUAGUGAAGUUGUGAAACAACCUAAACAAGUGUGGAGAGUAGUUACAAGCAAGAAGACAAAUACUCAGGUACCUUUUGAUAUAUGUAAUCCUGUUAUACCAAUGGAACAAAGCUCUUUAUCUGAGGAACCUAGUACACCUAAUUUAGUAGAACUUACAAUGGCAGUACCUCAAAAUUCAGCUGCAGGUGCUCCUGCUAUUAAUAAAAUUAGCACCAUUAUUCCUCAUAUUGGUAGAAAAGUAGCAAAUGAGAAUGUACCUAAAGUUAAACAGAAAACAUGA